Molecule: messenger RNA, 4896 nt
Organism: Limanda limanda (common dab)
Lineage: Eukaryota; Metazoa; Chordata; Actinopteri; Pleuronectiformes; Pleuronectidae
Gene: fgfr2
Product: fibroblast growth factor receptor 2
Exons: 18
Coding region: 740-3250 (836 amino acids)
Biological process (GO): fibroblast growth factor receptor signaling pathway; positive regulation of cell population proliferation; positive regulation of kinase activity
Cellular component (GO): membrane; signaling receptor complex
Molecular function (GO): ATP binding; fibroblast growth factor binding; fibroblast growth factor receptor activity
Source: RefSeq, a predicted model, not a curated record
AGGAGGGAAGUGUGUGGAGACGUAAGGAGGAGAAAGAACCUAGCAGCAAACCUGACAAAGCGUCUGAGAAGCGGAGCGAGGAACUGUCGGAGGAACCAGGAGACGCAGACUCUCUCUCUCUCUCUCUCUCUCUCCAGCGGUGUGGGGGGGUGGACGCUCACUGAUGGAUUCUAUGUCAUCUCGCAUCGGACAAACUCUUCUCCGCCUCGCACCAGCUCCUCUGUAGCUGCAAACUUUCUGUUUUUGUAACUUGUCAAGUGCGCUGCUGGAACUCUGGGGCAUGUUUUACGCACCGGAGGAAACUUGGUGACGGGGAAGGAAAAGUUAGUGAAGGAGUGAGGGGGGAGGAAGGAGGAGGACAGCCGCAGUUAUGGUUCUCCGAUGUGUUUUCGAAGGAUAAGUGGGAUUUCGCUGCAUGGCCCCGGACUACACUGCUCCUCCGGUGUGGAUUAUACCCUCCGAUCGGACCCGAUGCCGGCUGGCUGUGGAAUAGAAAGCUGAGAAGAAGAAGGCAGCGCCUCGCAGAUUCUUUUUUUUUUUUUUUUUUUUUUGGUGCAUUGUGGAGUUGGAGACAUUCCUCCUUCAGGAUUCGGCUCAUGCUCUCGCCUCCCUUAUCUUCUGUGCAUGCCAAAACAGAGAUCUCCACGAUUUUAGUCCUCCCUGCCCAGGUGAUUGGGUGAAUUCCGGUGAGGGACAGGCCGAGCCCGGCUGCAGUUGAUGGUUGGGCGGACCCCCUCCGAUGGGAACAGUGUCCAGGGGGAGAAGGAGAAGGGGAGUAUGGGGAGCGCUGGCCCCCACUAACGGUAUGGCCUCAUGGGCCUGGCUGCUGGCCGCUGUCCUGCUGUCCAUGCUGACGGUCAGCGUGGCCCGGCCGCCACUCACAGCCAACAAGGAGGAGGAGGCCACUCUGGAACCUGAAGAGGCAUCGAACAAAUACCAAAUUUCUAAGCCCACGGUGUGCUCAGUGCACCCGGGGGAGCUGCUGAAGCUGAGCUGCCCUCUGCCAUCGACGGGGACCAUCACCUGGACCAAAGACGGCAGCUCGCUGGGCACCAACAACCGCACGCUGAUAGAGCAGGAGGUGCUGCAGAUCCGCGAUGCCACGCCCAAGGAUUCGGGCCUGUACGCCUGCACCAGCGUUAGCAAAGACACGGUCUGCUUCAUAGUGAAUGUCACAGAUGCCAUUUCGUCGGGAGAUGAUGAGGACGAUACAGAGCGAUCGGAGGACACCGGGGCGGACGGAGAGCAGAUAAGCGCUCCUUAUUGGACCUCAUCAGCGAAGAUGGAGAAGAAGCUGCAUGCGGUUCCAGCUGCCAACACAGUCAAGUUCCGCUGUGCUGCAGGAGGCAACCCCCGGCCCAAGCUGCGCUGGCUUAAAAACAGCAGGCCUUUCCGCCAAGAGGACCGCAUGGGAGGGUAUAAGGUGCGUAGCCAGCACUGGACCCUGAUCAUGGAGAGCGUGGUGCCGUCGGACAAGGGCAACUACACCUGUCUGGUGGAGAACGAGGUCGGAGCCAUCAACCACACCUACACCUUGGACGUAGUGGAGCGCUCACCUCAUCGGCCCAUUCUCCAGGCUGGUCUCCCGGCGAACACCACUGUGAAUGUGGGAGAGGAAGCCCGCUUCGUCUGCAAGGUCUACAGCGACGCACAGCCUCACAUCCAGUGGCUGAAACACAUCAUGCAGAACGGCAGUCGCUACGGCCCAGAUGGACACCCCUACGUCCGGGUGCUAAAGACCGCAGGUGUUAACACCACUGAUAAGGAGAUAGAAGUUCUCUACUUGCCCAAUGUAACAUUUGAAGAUGCUGGGGAGUAUACGUGCUUGGCGGGUAAUUCUAUUGGGAUCUCCUAUCACACUGCUUGGUUGACGGUGCUUCCAGCCCUCGAGAAAAAAGCCGGGCCCUUCUCCCCAGACUACGUGGAGAUCGCUAUAUACUGUGCGGGCGUCUUCCUCAUUGCCUGCAUGGUGGGCAUCGUGGUGGUGUGCCGCAUGAGGAACACGGCAAAGAAACCGGACUUUGGCAACCAACCGGCAGUGCACAAACUGACCAAGCAGAUCCCUCUGCGCCGCCAGGUAACAGUGUCGGCAGACUCGAGCCAUUCCAUGAACUCUAGUACGCCGCUGGUUCGCAUCACGACACGUCGGAGCUCGGCACACGACGACCCGAUCCCUGAGUACGACCUUCCUGAGGAUCCACGCUGGGAGUUUAACCGAGACAGGUUGACUCUGGGCAAACCCCUCGGUGAAGGCUGCUUUGGCCAAGUGGUAAUGGCAGAGGGCCUGGGCAUCGAUAAGGAGAAACCUAAGGAAGCCGUGACCGUCGCCGUCAAGAUGCUGAAAGAUGACGCCACUGAGAAAGACCUGUCCGACCUGGUGUCAGAGAUGGAGAUGAUGAAGAUGAUCGGAAAACACAAGAACAUCAUUAAUCUCUUGGGGGCCUGUACACAAGAGGGCCCCCUCUAUGUGAUAGUGGAGUACGCCUCCAAAGGCAACCUCAGGGAGUACCUCCGAGCCCGUCGGCCCCCCGGCAUGGAAUACUCCUACGACAUCACCCGCGUCUCAGACGAACAGCUCACCUUCAAAGAUCUGGUCUCCUGCACGUACCAGGUGGCACGGGGCAUGGAGUACCUAGCAUCGCAGAAGUGUAUACACAGAGACCUGGCAGCCAGGAACGUCCUGGUCACAGAGAGCAACAUCAUGAAGAUUGCUGACUUCGGCCUGGCCAGGGACGUCCACAACAUCGACUACUAUAAAAAGACGACCAAUGGUCGACUCCCGGUAAAAUGGAUGGCUCCAGAAGCGCUGUUUGACCGGGUCUACACACACCAGAGUGACGUCUGGUCAUUUGGGGUGCUGAUGUGGGAGAUCUUCACCCUCGGGGGCUCGCCGUACCCUGGCAUCCCCGUCGAGGAGCUUUUCAAGUUGCUCAAAGAGGGCCAUCGCAUGGACAAGCCUGGCAACUGCACCAACGAACUGUACAUGAUGAUGAAAGACUGCUGGCAUGCCAUCUCCUCCCAGAGACCCACUUUCAAGCAGCUAGUAGAGGAUCUGGAUCGCAUCCUCACCCUCAACACCAACGAGGAGUACCUGGACCUGUGCGCCCCCCCAGAGCAGUAUUCCCCCAGCUUCCCCGACACUCGCAGCUCCUGCUCCUCCAGUGACGACUCCGUGUUUUCCCACGACCCGUUACCAGACGAGCCAUGCCUCCCCAAGUACCAGCACAUCAACGGAAACGUCAAAACAUGAGCCCCCCCUCCCACUCCGCACGCUCUACCGCGAAACACCCCCAAAACACACGCAGCACAGACCCCUUCUCUGACAUGCACCCAACCUCCUGCCCCCCCCAUCACCCCUCUGGCUCCCAGUGGACUGAAGGAGAACCCAGACGGGACUGGGCCGGCGGCAGAGCUGCUGUCACAGACUCUCACUGCCAUGUGCACACACACACACACAUUACACACUACACACAUGGCAUGCUCACACGUGGUCUUAAAGGAGAGGACAGGGACCCUGCAGAAGCUGUUUUUUUUUUACUGACUGAAUGGACUGAACUUCACCGGGCACCCUCCUCCUCCUCCUCUUCCUCCUCCCCCUUUAUGUAAAUACACAGACUUUUCAUUUUGGUUCUCAUGUUUGUAACCAGAGAGGCAUUAACUUGUUUGGUGAUCCCAUUCCAGUGGCUGGCAUUCCAAGACUGUUGUUUGCUCCUGGAGGAAUGUACAUGGAUCGACGUGAACUUAAAACAAGGGACAAGAGGAGGAGGACAAAAUAGGAAAACGGACUGAGAGACAGAGCUCCGACUAACAAAACAGAGGAGUAGGAGGAGAGCACAUAUAGAAACUGCUCUCCUGUUUAUUUUGUAAUAUUGAUGCUUUUUUUUCUUCACUUCGCUUGAUAAACCUUCCCAAUUAUUCUGGAGAAAAAUAAAUACACAGUGUAAUGUAUAGUGCUGGGUAUAUUUGUAAAUAUAUUCAAAUAUGUAUAAAUAUAUAUUAUAUAUUUACAAUGAAUUAUUUUUUGUAUGGACUCUGAAAUAACCCCAUCCCUUCCUACCUUAACGUUGUGUUUGAGGCAGGAACGCUAACAGGUUACGUGUACGAUACUUCUCUUCACACACACACACACAACCACACACACACACACACACACACACACACACACACACACACACAAACACACAUACAGACACACCUAAACAUAUUUUAAUACACAAACACCUGUCUUACUCUCACUCAGUAACACAGUUGAGUAUUGGCUUUCAGGGACUGAGGUAGCAUGUUAAUUUAUUGACUUAUGUGUUUUUGAAAUGAUUCAAGAAGAAAAAAAAAGUUUUGGAAAAAAGAACAAAAACAAUGUGGCAGAGAUGAUGACAUUAAUGAUGCUGACAAUACAUAAAUAAAUAAUCCAUUAAAUUUAUGGUAAUUUAAAAUGAUCUUUCAACAGUAACAGAAGAGAAAAGCUAUUUUAGUAGGUCUGAAAGAUCCAGGUUUUGUAAGUUUUAUAUAUGAAUGUGAAUUUUAAGUUAAAUUUUUAAAAAAGUGUACAUUUUAUAGUCAGCUAAUCCCUUUUUUCUUAUGUAGAUGUUGAUACAAUUUCUAUCCAGGCAUUUUACUCUUUCUUAGCUUUUGCUUUAGGAAAGGAGGUUGAUUUCUGGAUAUUUAUGUACGGUUAAAAAGGAAAAAACAGAUUCUUUGGGAAAAAACCUUCUAGCAAUCAGCUCCCUCAUUUAGACUUAACUAUAGACUACAAAUUCACUUGACAGAAUUGAAAGCUGAAAAACAAAGUAUUAAAUCAUUCAAGUGUUUGUUGUUUUUUUUCUACUGGACCAACUUUAAGAUGUUUUUUUUUGCAAGUGUUUAUGGCACAUUUGCAAAAUAAAUGAUGGAAAAACA